This is a messenger RNA of Kockovaella imperatae, 1895 nucleotides long. RefSeq lists its product as hypothetical. Gene Ontology annotation, molecular function: protein binding. NCBI's taxonomy places the organism in Eukaryota, Fungi, Basidiomycota, Tremellomycetes, Tremellales, Cuniculitremaceae. The transcript is spliced from 3 exons. The record is from RefSeq and is a predicted model, not a curated record. The coding region runs from base 52 to 1722 and encodes 556 amino acids.
GGAUCCAGAGGUCAGAGAUGCUAGAGGUCGCCUGACCUCUCCGCUGCUCCGAUGGACGCGACUUCCGAGGACUCUGUCUCUGUCCGCCUCGAUCCCUUGUCGCAGCAGUCCGAGACCCCCGAUCCAUCCAUAUUUCCCGUGGACCCGCUCCCGUGGUGGUCGAAUAUAAAGAUGGUCAGAAAUCGGGAAGCCGACUUUGACCUGGAGACUGAAGACCCGCUGGUUCUUGAAUUGAAAAUCAAGCGAGAGAAGAGGAAAGCUCGCCGAUCAUAUCAUUCUCUCAGUGGAAAGCCAUGUUUUACCGCAAUAACGGCCGACAACAAAUCAUGUUUCCGCACCCCGUCCUCCCUUACUGCCCUCCUGGAAACAAAAGUCAAAGUCGAAUCAGCCUCCUAUGCAAAAGAUUACAAGACGCUACGAUCCGCUCCAGCUCCAGCUCCAAGUAAUGACGACAACGACGAUAGUGACAUUGAACUUCUCGAAUCUGCUCCGGAGUCCUUUUCUAAUCGCGUUCUUGCGAACCUGCCUCAACGUCAUCGAGCGCGAUCAGUCACAAUCCUCCCGAGAAAGCGAACAUCAUCAGAUGCGACGUCCUUGUUCCUCGAUGAUCCGCCAGAUCAGCCUUUCGAAGUCGUCUUCAUCCCUUCAAAAGGCUUUGGUCUACGCGCGACAAGAGACAUCUCAAUCGGCUCAGUCAUUGUUCAGGAAGCGCCAUUCUUGUCCUACACCGCGGAGGAGGGUCAUGACACGGUAAAGGCUUGGCUGAAUGAUUCUUCAAUGGAUGACGAAGACCCGACUAGAGCCGCACGGCUAAUCCUGUUCUUAAGCUUCACUGGGACUGUGCCAGGAAUUGAUGAUCUGGUCGAGCGCAUAUUGGAGACCAACGAGAUCGUCUGUGAGGAACGGCCUAGUCCUAAAGAAGAUGAAGGAGAAGAAUCCCACAUGUUCAGUGACGAUACGACAGACGAAGUUGAUCGACUCCUGGAUGCCAAGACCUUCUCCAAAUUUGGCUUAUUCAAGUAUAUCUCGAUGGCUUGUCAUUCGUGUGCGCCUAAUGCAGGAUGGCGAUGGCAUGAAGACCAGGGCCAACUCGCGCUUGUGGCUCAUCGAGACAUUGAAGCAGGUCAGGAGAUUACCGCAUCGUACUUGGAUCCGCCUGAACUUCGUCAGUCACGCGACUGGCGGAGGGACAAACUGAGAAAUAACUUUGGUUUCGACUGCGCAUGCGACGCAUGUGCUCUGCACGAUAGAGACACCGCUCUGAAGCGAUACAGAGACUUGUGUGCCCAAUGGAAGUUUGCAGCCUCCAACGACGACGCACUGUUCGAGUUUGUCGCGGACAAGGUUGACAGUCUUCAGAUCGUAGAGGAAUCCCUGGACCUCCUCGACAAGCUGAAACGCUUUCAAGGUCGUGAAGAACUUUUCAUGCUCAGAUUCUGUAUCUACGCAGCUUGGAAAGAUACGGUGUCGGCCAAGAAUGCAGCAACGGAAUGUUUCCAGUAUUCUUGUAUUGUGGAUGGACAGAAGAGGGCCAAAUGGAGUGACUGUGCAGCUUAUGCCGAAGAUCCCUCCCGUUGGCAGCACUGGGGAAUGUAUCAUACCAAGCAUCAAUGCUAUGACGACUCGGAUUACGAGGAUCUGGACGACGACGAACAAAAGUCAGAGAGAUGUCAUUCGCCCCACCCUGUCAGCAAGAGAAGAAGAAAGAGGAAGAUACGCUGAGCUGCUUCGCUUCGCCCCCCUUUGAGUCGUCUGCUCGGUCUAUAUUUUAUUCACAUGUGGCCUUGUAAACAAACAAGCAAAACUCUUCGAAGAAACGAAGCCGCGAGUGGUGCUGUCAUAUGUACUGUAGAUGCAGCACGAUCAUAUACGGAAGCAAUAAUGCAUAUAAGAUG